Messenger RNA from Plectropomus leopardus (leopard coralgrouper), 276 nucleotides. The record is from RefSeq and is a predicted model, not a curated record. Lineage: Eukaryota; Metazoa; Chordata; Actinopteri; Perciformes; Serranidae.
AUGGCUCUGGGUGGGACAGUGGACGUUCUGGCUACAGAGGACCCAGACGCAGCAGUAGAGGAGCACGAGGAACUGCAAAUCUACGAGAAACACAACAACCUGCUGCACGGUAGCAAGAAAAAGAAGGACAAGAUUGUGAGUAAGGAGUUCAUGAGGAAGUACAUCCACAUCGCCAAGGCGGUGACGCCCGUGCUGACAGAGGAGGCGGCCAAUCACAUCGCAGAGGAGUACUCGAGGCUGAGGAGCCAGGAGCAGCUGGGGGCCGAUAUCGCCAGG